This is a messenger RNA of Cydia fagiglandana, 972 nucleotides long. RefSeq lists its product as uncharacterized. The transcript is spliced from 5 exons. NCBI's taxonomy places the organism in Eukaryota, Metazoa, Arthropoda, Insecta, Lepidoptera, Tortricidae. The record is from RefSeq and is a predicted model, not a curated record. The coding region runs from base 337 to 858 and encodes 173 amino acids.
UUUCUCCAAAUCAGGUCCAAGCCAGUUCAAAAUCGUCCUGAUUUAGAUUCAAAAUCGUGGUACCUUUAGAGGAAGCGUCCUAUUAUACACGGGAUGCCCGCAAUGACAUACAACUGCCAUCUUCGCAGUCUGCCGCGACACGCCUAAGUGGUUACACAAAAUCUAGAUCACCAGGAGUUAAACAAACAAUUUGACAGGGGUGGAACUGGGCCCAGAACUUUAUAAAAAAAUAAAAAUAAAAAAUAAAAAUUCUUUAUACAUCAGUUACGAGUAAGUCGAAUAGGCCCUUGACUUAUGUCACGAUUAUAAUCCCGGCUUGGGUGCGAGGUCUGCGAGAUGAAAUGGUGCCAAACGAAAUGUCCAACGAUCCCUAUAGUUAGGAAGUGCUGUUUCUUUGUGCCCAUACGGAAAGGAGUUAUCAUAUUCGGAUAUGUCAAUUUGGUCCUCACCCUUCUCGUGUUCCCAUUCUUCGUCUUCAUGCUGGUGGAGGAGGCGACCAAAGAUGGCGAUGGCGAGGAACUGCCUCCUCGCAUGGACCCCAUAGUGCAUAUACCACUAACCCUCGCGUUUCUCCUCACUGACGUUAUCAUGUACAUCGUUCUACUCAUAGGAGCCCAUAAGAGAAAGCAGGCCUUACUGAAGAGCUACCUGUACUUCGGCCUCGUGUUCCAAGUGGUGACUUUCUGCGUGGACAUGGUCUUCCUUGACAUUGAAGAGUACCUCGAGAACGCCGUGUACUUCUUCUUUUUAGGUCUGAACCUGUACCUGCUUUUCUUAGUCUACAACACAGUACGGGUCAUAGAGGAGAGUGCAGUGCAAUACGUGGCGCAUCAGGAUCUGAGGCAUCUCAUCAUGUGACGCCACUACAGAUCUCAAAUACAAAAUGGGGAAGAAAACUCGCAGACAAUACAUGUAUUUAAAUGAAAUUCAAUGGAUAUACAUAGGUAUUACAAAUACGUACAAUACAUAUUA